ACUGCUGCCCUUCCCUGUGCAUCCGCAGCCUCGCCAGGCAGCGAGCUCCCUGCUCGCACCAUCUACCGGCCCUGGUUCUCACCGUACAGCUACUUCAUCGGCACCGCAGCAGCCUGCCAGCAGCACCUCUCCUCCAGCCUGGCUGUCGGCACCCAGGAGCCAGAGGAAGCCGACAACCUCUCGGAGACCAUCUGCUCCUCCUCCUGCUCCUCGGAGGAUCCCCAGCCCUCCCAGCAGGGCCGGCAGAACACCCGCAGGGUGAGCAUCACCGUGCGGGACAUCCUCGUGGCGGCGCGGGGGCAGCCGGUGCCGCAGCACGGCUACAAGUGCCGGGCGUGCUGCCGCGUCUUCCCCACGCUCUGGGCGGUCAAGACCCACAUCCAGCACAGCUCCCAGGAGGGCUACAGCUGCAAGGCCUACUACCGCAAGCUCAAGGUCCUGCUGGAGAAGGAGCACCAGGCGCAGGAGGCCGAGGGCCCCCCGGCACCCGAGUAGCCCCGGCCGCCGCGGGAGGGCACUGCUCCAUCGCUGCGGGCGCCAGCGCAAUAAACGCCACGCGGAGCGGGGCCUGCUGCUCUCCCGGGAGACACUGCUCUGCCGCGGCCCCUCGCUGACCCAGUGCUUCUGAUGUCCUUUAAAAGGCUGUUCCUGACUUUUCCCUUCCCAGCAACCCCCCCAGCCCCCAAAAAUAAAGCCACAGAGCCCAGAAAGCGCCGCUCAGCAUCUGGUAACCCUGGAGGCAGCAUCUGGCACCCUCCAGCCGUCAGCCAGCCCUGAGACAAGCCCACACCAUGCCUCUACCCCAAAAACACCAUUCGGGGUGCCUCACAGCCAGCAGGAGGUUGUGGUUGGGCACCACCAGCCAGGCAGAGCUGAGCUGCAGGGGAGGGCUGGGGGUCCCGCGGGGAAGGAUGCUCGGUUCCGAGGGGGCUGUGCGAUGCCAGAGGUGCCGGUGCUGGCUGCCAGCCCGGCCUGGCACAGCGUGGAGGGCAGGAGGAGUACAGAAAGAGAGAGCCAGCGAGAAGGAAGAGACAACAGAAAGCCUUGAGAAAU
This is a messenger RNA of Oxyura jamaicensis (ruddy duck), 1053 nucleotides long. It is a transcript of the gene SPATA46, whose product is annotated as spermatogenesis associated 46. The annotation marks the transcript as partial. Gene Ontology annotation, cellular component: nuclear membrane. The transcript has a single exon. The record is from RefSeq and is a predicted model, not a curated record. Gene Ontology annotation, biological process: fertilization. Lineage: Eukaryota; Metazoa; Chordata; Aves; Anseriformes; Anatidae.